CUCCUCCAGUCUGCCGUCACCGGGGCUGCUGGACCGGAGCAACUCGGCAUCAACAACCAGCCGCUGGUUGCUCCUCCGUGCUGAGUGAAGACUCGGUGCAGCCAGGAGCCUCCCCGCCCGUCAUUUCUCUCUGUAAACGACAUGGCCUCCGACGGCAUGGACGAGCGAUCUCCGCUGCUGUCGGGCCCCAACUCCGGGAAUGUGACUCCCACUGCUCCCCCGUACCUGCAGGAUUCAAGUCCCCGAGCCGAACUACCUCCUCCUUACACAGCCAUCGCCAGCCCCGACGCCGGCGGUGUGCCUGUCAUCAACUGCCGCGUGUGCGAGUCACUUAUCAACCUGGAUGGAAAGCUGCAUCAGCACGUGGUCAAGUGCACAGUCUGCAAUGAAGCUUCACCCAUCAAGAACCCUCCAACAGGGAAGAAGUAUGUGAGGUGUCCCUGUAACUGCCUGCUCAUCUGUAAAGACACGUCCAGGAGGAUAGGAUGUCCUCGACCAAACUGCAGACGCAUCAUUAACCUGAGCCCAGUGAUGGUGAUCCCUGAAGAGCAACCCGCCCAACCGGCACUGCCCAUCCAACCUCAGGGCAUGAGGGUGGUCUGCGGUCACUGUGGCAACACCUUCCUAUGGAUGGAGCUUCGGUUUAACACGCUAGCCAAGUGUCCCCACUGCAAAAAAAUAUCCUCUGUUGGCAGUGCGCUCCCUAGGAGGCGCUGCUGUGCUUAUAUAACUAUAGGAAUGAUCUGCAUUUUCAUUGGAGUGGGUUUAACAGUUGGUACUCGGGACUUUGCCAGUCGUUACAAUGCCACCUACGUGUCCUGGGCAUUCGCCUACCUGCUGGGCCUCAUCUGUCUCAUACGAGCCUGCUACUGGGGAGCUAUCAAAGUGAGCUACCCGGAGAACAGCUUCGCUUAGGGCAGGCACAGCUCAGCUCAGCACAGCCCUGCACGGCUGAAAGAACAAACCCCUUUUUUUUCCCUUUUUUUCAUCUUGUUCAGAUCUCAAACCGGUCCUGUUCAGCAGAGUGGAACAUAUAUAGAGUGCAUUGAAGAGCUGUUGUGUGUGUUUGAAGAGGUGUAUGUUGGAGAUGUAUCCUGUUGUGUUUGUGCCUGGAAUGUUUUUAACUCGCUGAACAAAGGUAUUGUAUGUCGAUCAAUCCUCCUGCAGGUCCACAGAGACUCAAAUCCUGCCCUGGUUUUGCUGAAAUCCUCCAAAAUACAGAAUCAAGAACAGAAAAAAAAUCUGUGAUUUUUCUUGAUGAAUG
Messenger RNA from Toxotes jaculatrix (banded archerfish), 1264 nucleotides. It is a transcript of the gene pip4p2, whose product is annotated as phosphatidylinositol-4,5-bisphosphate 4-phosphatase 2. The transcript is spliced from 7 exons. Gene Ontology annotation, cellular component: lysosomal membrane; late endosome membrane; plasma membrane. The record is from RefSeq and is a predicted model, not a curated record. Gene Ontology annotation, biological process: phosphatidylinositol dephosphorylation. The coding region runs from base 142 to 915 and encodes 257 amino acids. Gene Ontology annotation, molecular function: phosphatidylinositol-4,5-bisphosphate 4-phosphatase activity. Lineage: Eukaryota; Metazoa; Chordata; Actinopteri; Toxotidae.